Messenger RNA from Chrysoperla carnea, 1980 nucleotides. RefSeq lists its product as uncharacterized. Gene Ontology annotation, biological process: regulation of transcription by RNA polymerase II. Lineage: Eukaryota; Metazoa; Arthropoda; Insecta; Neuroptera; Chrysopidae. Gene Ontology annotation, molecular function: DNA-binding transcription factor activity, RNA polymerase II-specific; RNA polymerase II cis-regulatory region sequence-specific DNA binding. The record is from RefSeq and is a predicted model, not a curated record. The transcript has 2 exons. Bases 1 to 1980 code for a protein of 659 amino acids.
AUGGAUAUAACAGAAACUUUCCGUACUGAAGAUAUAUCUAAAACCGAUUUUUUUGAUUUCGUAAUAGCCCCGGAUAAUAAUCAAUCAUUCCAAUCAUUUACAAAACAAAUGCGUGCAGUGAAUGUAUAUUUAGAAGACGACAAUGGUGAUCCAAAAAUCGAACCGAAUAACAACACAUUAAUAAUUGACCAGGAUCAUCAAACACUAAAUAGUACAACGCUAGAUGUAACUAAUUCAACCUUAAAUUCAUCAUCAAUUUCCACAUCAUACGAUCCAUUAUUUUGGAAUUGUGAUAAAGAAACUGUACGCCUAGAAACAGCAAUAUUAGAAGACUUAAAUAAGUAUUGUUGGAGUCAAGAUACCACUGACACCAUUGUAACGAAUAAUAUAAACAAUGCUAACAGUGGAAGUUCAUGUGAUACUGCCAAUAACAAUAACAAUCCUAAAUUAUUAAAUAAUAACACCGAUGGACAUAUAUACACAUUAACUGUAUUAAAUGGCGUGGAACAAACACAUUGGUAUCGCCCACCAACAACUUUAUUAUCACACCAAUCAAUUGUUAAAGAUGAUCAUGAUGGAUCAUUACCUGCACCCAGUCCAAUGGAACAUAUACCACAACCUCAAUUAGACAUUGAUUCGAUAUUAAACAUAAUUCCAAAUGGUUAUAACAAUAAUUAUGACCAACAAACAUUAAGUCCUCACAAUACGGUACAAUUAACAACGGACGGUUUAAUCAAAUCUGAAACAUUCACUUACGAUGAUAGUGGUUAUGCAGAUACAAAAGAUGAAAUUACGAAUGCGUUAAUGAUUGAUACACCGAUGUUAGAAGCACAUGAUAACUUCAAUAAUAAUAACAAUAACGAUUGGAAAACUGAUAAUAAUAAUACGAAUAACAAUAACGAUAAUAAUAACAAUAAUAGUAAUAGUAACAAUAAUAAUACGAAUAGUAAUAAUUCUAGUGGAAAUACAGCUGAAUCGUUAUUACGUUCUGCAUUACAAGGUAAAACAUUUCUUCGAUAUCAAAAGAAAACUUUACCUCAUAGUGAAUCACAUAGUGAAUUAAGGCGAGCAUUAUCUACUCCACCAUCAAAAACUGAAGAAUUACCACCCUCUGCUACCACAAACGAUCAUCAAAUGAUGACUUUACAAUUAAGUAACAAUAACAUUAUAUUAUUUGAUAACAGCAAUCAAAUGAUUCAUCAUCCAGAAUCGAGUACACAAAGUAUGGAUGAUUUAUUAUUAUCACAAUUAGAUACAACCUCCUAUCCAGUUGAAGAUUAUGAAAAGCUAAAACAUAUUGCAAAUGAAGUAGUGGAGUCUGUACAACAAUACUGCCAAUUAGAUAGGGUAGCAAUUGUUGAUGCAAAUAAUAUUUAUGUGAAUGCAAGUGAUUUACAAAGUCUUGGCGGUGGUAAUAAUACUGAGAUUAUUGCACCCGUUACAACAACAUCGUCGGGUGCAACAAUUAUCCAAACAACAAAUAUUAAUCCAUCACCACCCACAACAAAUUUAUCAACAAUAACUACCGCUGUUGUAACAAGUUCCAAACCAACAACAAAAAAGUACAAACGUACAAAUAGUAAUAGUUCAACAAAACAAAAUACAAAUAAUAAUAAUAAUAUGCAAACAAAUGUUCAAACAGCAACAUCCACUAGUAAUGGUGUUCGUAAAGAACGCUCCUUACAUUACUGUAGUAUAUGUUCCAAAGGUUUUAAAGAUAAAUACUCAGUGAAUGUUCAUAUACGUACACAUACUGGAGAGAAACCAUUUGCAUGUAGUUUAUGUGGUAAAAGUUUUCGACAAAAAGCACAUUUAGCGAAACAUUAUCAAACACAUAUUGCUCAAAAGAAUGCUGCUGCAAAUGCAACGAAUUCAACAACAAUAACGACACCAAUUUCUAUAAAUAGUAUUAGUACAAGUGCAUCAGUAACUUGCACACCUAUGACACCCACAACGAAUGUAAUAACAACAAGUAGGUAG